This is a messenger RNA of Diceros bicornis minor, 3076 nucleotides long. RefSeq names its product leucine rich repeats and transmembrane domains 2 (gene LRTM2). The transcript is spliced from 6 exons. Gene Ontology annotation, cellular component: plasma membrane. The coding region runs from base 892 to 2004 and encodes 370 amino acids. The record is from RefSeq and is a predicted model, not a curated record. Gene Ontology annotation, molecular function: protein binding. Lineage: Eukaryota; Metazoa; Chordata; Mammalia; Perissodactyla; Rhinocerotidae.
CUCUGUUGGUGUGUGUUUGCAGCACGCACUGCAUUGGGAGCUCCAAGCACGAGUCUGGGAGCUGUGUGUGCACCUCACUCUGUGCAUAUGUGAGCAUCUCCCCACAGGUGCCAUUACUGGGUGACAGUCACCAGGGAGUGGAUGAGCAGCCCAGCUCGGAAGCCUGCAACCCUGUCCCUGACCUACGGCCGACCGUGGGCACGCUGGCCUCCGCGCCUUGAGCAGCUGCUGACGUGCCUGAUAUUGUGCGCGCGCUAGGAGCCUGAUGUGGGGCUUCUUGCUGGAGUGAGAGACUGUUCUGAGGGUCAGGGCCUGAGGGACACAGGGAAGGUGGACACCGUCCUCCGUGGAGGACGGUGUGUGAAGGCUGGGUAUGUGCGUGUGCCCCACAAUGACAUCAUGUGACGGUCCACAGGCCUGGCUCGGGCUCAGGAGUGCAGCGUGUGCUCAGGAACAAAGAGACCCACGUGCGAGGUCGGUGGGGCCAGGAGAGAGAUGUUACAUAGACCGACUGUGAGCUGCUGGCCCUCCCGCGGAGGAAGGGAACUGAGGCCUCCUCCCGCUGUCAUGGCUCCAGUCCAGGCUAGGCGCAGUCACGUGCAUUAUCUUCUAAGGUGCUGCUGCAGCAUGAAGCCCCUGAGCUGAUGAGUCUUAUUACAGACCGCGGGCAGAAGUCGGAACCUCGCGACUCACCUCUCAGGAGAAGGUGGAGGGGAAGCAGGGGGCCACCCAGUGGCGAGAGCAGGGCCUGGGCCUCUCACCCGACCUGCCAGCAGACUCUGCGAAGGGCCUGGUCUCUGGCUCCUCCGAGACCAUGGACUGACAGGCAGCACAUACCAAGGGGCUCCUCUCUCCCCAGAGGUGCAGGCAGUGAGAGCCGUGGCAUUCACCAUGCUGGCCCCGGGCAGUGGCCCUGAGCAGAGGACCAGGCUAGCCCUGCAGUGGAGGCAGAUCUCCUGGAUCACCUGCUGGGUCACCCUGUAUGCUGUGGAGGCCCUCCCUGCCUGUCCUUUCUCCUGUAAGUGCGACAGCCGCAGCCUGGAAGUGGAUUGCAGUGGCCUAGGCCUCACCAUGGUGCCCCCGGACCUGCCCGCUGCCACCCGAACGCUCUUGCUCUUGAACAAUAAGCUGAGUGCCCUGCCAAGCUGGGCGUUCGCUAAUCUGUCCAGCCUGCAGCGGUUGGACCUAUCCAACAACUUCCUGGACCAGCUGCCCCGCUCCAUUUUUGGGGACCUGACAAAUCUGACGGAGCUGCAGCUGCGCAACAACAGCAUCAGGACCCUGGACAGGGACCUGCUGCAGCACUCCCCCCUGCUCCGCCAUCUGGACCUGUCCAUCAACGGCCUGGCCCAGCUGCCCCCCGGCCUCUUCGACGGACUCCCGGCUCUGCGCUCCCUAUCACUUCGCUCCAACCGCCUACAGAACCUGGACCGGCUGACAUUUGAACCCCUAGCGAGCCUGCAGCUGCUGCAGGUGGGAGACAACCCCUGGGAGUGUGACUGUAACCUGCGUGAUUUCAAGCACUGGAUGGAGUGGUUCUCCUACCGAGGGGGGCGCCUGGACCAGCUUGCCUGCACCCUACCCAAGGAGCUGAGGGGGAAAGACAUGCGUGUGGUCCCCAUGGAGAUGUUCAACUACUGCUCCCAGUUGGAGGAGGAGAAUAUCUCAGCUGGGCUGGAUAUUCCUGGGCCACCCUGCACCAAGGCCAGCCCAGAACCUGCUAAGCCCAAGCCAGGGGCCGAGCCAGAGCCAGAGCCCAGCACAGCCUGCCCCCAGAAGCAGAGGUACCGGCCAGUGAGUGUGCGGCGGGCCAUCGGCACAGUAAUCAUCGCAGGGGUCGUCUGCGGCAUCGUCUGCAUCAUGAUGGUGGUGGCUGCCGCCUAUGGCUGCAUCUAUGCCUCUCUCAUGGCCAAGUACCACAGGGAGCUCAAAAAGCGCCAGCCCCUAAUGGGGGACCCGGAGGGCGAGCACGAAGACCAGAAGCAGAUCUCUUCUGUGGCGUGAGAGCCCAGCCCCGCCUGGCCCAGGGACACAGUCUGAGGCCUUGAAGCUGCAGCAUGUGCGGAUGGCACCCUCUCGAGAACCCAGCCACCGACCACUGGGCGUUUCCUCUGUGCUGCCAGAGGACACUGUCACUGCCAGGCCCUCGGGGACAACCACCAAUUUCACUCCUAUAGCCUGCAGCCCAAGAACCGUUGCUCCGUACCUCUCACCCCUCCAUCUUCAGCAUCUCCGGGCCUGUGACCCUGGGGCGGGGACUCACUCAUGCUCUGUGAUAGGUGGCAUCUUGGGAAAGCAGGUGGCACUUGCUGAAGCUCACUGUCUGCCAACAUAUCCCAAACAGACCCCAGGAGCAGGGAAAGGACUGCUGCAUUUGCUCAGAGGCUUCUGAGGGAUGGGGGGCCCUUUCCUAGGGUUUUGUCUGCUCAGUCUGGCUUCCCAGGGUUUCUAAUUGCACCUGGACUGGGGUCCAAACCAGAGCAUGGGCCAGGGUCCUGUGUGUUCUUUACCUGUAACCUACACCAAAGGGACAGAGCACCUGCUUGCAGGGCUGUGGAGGGUGGCAGGUGAGAAGAGGCUGUGCAGGGCUUCUGGGUCUCCUUCUCUGGGUCUGCCUUCCUCGUGAUCUGAUCUUGGGUGAGUACUAGGUUUUCCUCUGCUGGACACCGGUGUGCCCACAGCUUACAGAGGGGCAAGAGGCAUCAGGCUGGUUUCUGGCUCUGAGACGGGGGUCUUAGGGGCCCCAGGAAGAGGCUGCCAGAACACUGAGGCCAAGGGUCUAAGGAAGGACAGGGCGGGCCCAGCUCGCCUUGCACCCCUUGACCCUUCCACCUCACAGAGGAGCACGUGGGGGAGAGGCGCGGUGGGACAGGGAGGACAGAAGGGGCCCCAGCACGGGCUGCUUCUCAGGCUGCUAGACGCUUCUCCCCAAGGCGGGGGCACAGUCUUCCUUCUUUUGGCUUGCUGGCUGAUACCAGGUCUAGGGAUUUUCUAAGGGGAAUGAGGAGAGGGGUGGGUGUUGUCAACGGUGGUAUCUUCAGCCUGAGACAGAAGAUUUUUAAAGGCAAAAUUAUAU